Messenger RNA from Loxodonta africana (African savanna elephant), 5831 nucleotides. It is a transcript of the gene CRLS1, whose product is annotated as cardiolipin synthase 1. Gene Ontology annotation, biological process: cardiolipin biosynthetic process. Gene Ontology annotation, molecular function: CDP-diacylglycerol-glycerol-3-phosphate 3-phosphatidyltransferase activity; cardiolipin synthase (CMP-forming) activity. The coding region runs from base 152 to 1060 and encodes 302 amino acids. The record is from RefSeq and is a predicted model, not a curated record. The transcript has 7 exons. NCBI's taxonomy places the organism in Eukaryota, Metazoa, Chordata, Mammalia, Proboscidea, Elephantidae. Gene Ontology annotation, cellular component: membrane; mitochondrion.
AGCGGAGCGUGCUGGCGUCUGUAAGCCAGUAUGGAGGCAGGCACGGCUCUGGUGCCUCGGGACCGCCGGGGCUCGAUGGGGAGGCGGCCCGCCGGCGCCCGGGACUGCUGAGCUGCCGCCGCCUGAGUCCCUACGGCACGGCCGCAGGGCCAUGCUGGCUUGGCGCAUGGCGCGCGGCUCCUGGGGGGCCCUGCGCGGCGCGCCGUGGGCGCCGGGGGCGCGGCCGGGAGAGGGGCGCGCCCGCGGGGCUUUGCUGCCGCCCGCGCCGUGCUGUCUGCGCUUCCUGGCGGAGCGCCGGUGGCUGCGUCCGGCCGCGCUCGGCCUGCGGCUGCUUGGGGUCCGCCUGCGGGGCCACUGCUCGGGCGCGGAGAAGGCGAGCCCGGGGCCCGCAGCCGGAGGGAGCCCCGCCGCCGAGGCCCCGGCUGGCCCGGGGGACCCGGCGAGCGCCGCCAGCCUGUAUGAAAACCCAUGGACAAUCCCAAAUAUGUUGUCAAUGACAAGAAUUGGCUUGGCCCCAGUUUUGGGCUAUUUGAUUAUUGAAGAAGAUUUUCAUAUCGCGUUGGGAGUUUUUGCUUUAGCUGGGCUAACUGAUUUGUUGGAUGGAUUUAUUGCUCGAAACUGGGCCAAUCAAAAAUCAGCUUUGGGAAGUGCUCUUGAUCCACUUGCUGAUAAAAUACUUAUCAGUAUCUUAUAUGUUAGCUUGACCUAUGCAGAUCUUAUUCCAGUUUCACUUACUUACAUGAUAAUUUCAAGAGAUGUAAUGUUGAUUGCUGCCGUUUUUUAUGUCAGAUAUCGAACUCUUCCAACACCGAGAACGCUUGCCAAAUAUUUCAAUCCUUGCUAUGCCACCGCCAGGUUAAAACCAACAUUUAUCAGCAAGGUAAACACAGCAGUACAGUUAAUCUUGGUGGCAGCUUCUUUGGCAGCUCCAGUUUUCAAUUAUGUUGACAGCAUAUAUCUUCAGAUACUGUGGUGUUUUACAGCUUUCACCACGGCCGCCUCAGCUUACAGUUACUAUCAUUAUGGUCGGAAAACUAUUCAGGUGAUAAAAGGCAGAUGAAAGUCAUUCAUCACCGUUAGCAAGGAAGUAAUAUAUGUCGUUGGCAUCAGGGCCAUUGGGAAAGCUGCAGGACCUUCUCCAUUUUGGUGUUCAGCUUGAAAAAGGACUUGUCAGAACAAACCAUGGCAUCAGACUUGAAGUGUGUGCAUUGAAAGUAAGCUUGAUCAUGGGCCUAUGCGGAAUUUCCAGUGUAUUUUUAAAUACAAAUAAAACUAUAAUUUAGAGGUUUUUAUCUUAGGUUUCUUGAUUAAUUUAUAAGAUACCAAUUACUCAAUUAUUGUCAGUCACUUUUUAAGACAUUUAAAAACAAAACAGUCCAGAGCAUGGAAACUGGAGUUGCCACCUCUCUGUAAGUAGAGUUUACUCACGAAGCACUAGGAAUUUUCUGGGUUUAAAUAUAUAUCCUAUACACCUCGGCUGAACAGGUUUAUGGUUGAUUUUUAGAUCUGUAUACACAACAGCAAUUCAUGUGGCUAAUAUUUGAUUAUUUAGACUAUUGACAGAACAAAAAUAGCUUAGCUGUGGAUGAAAUAAAGUUGUAAAGAGAUUUAAAAUGUAUUAAGUUGUGAAAAUAAUAAGAUCAAACAAAGUAGAGGUAUUGAAGUCCACACUCAGUAAAGACUUCCAAUCUCUCAGGUGCUUCAUAGUUUAUGGAUCAGGCUCAAGUAACAAAGGUAGUUGGAAUAUGAGAAUAUGUCCGUUACCCUUUGCCAUAUGGGAGGUAGUGAUUUGUGUCAUGCCUUCCCACUGUGUUUCUGUCAUAGCAAUGUUUGUAUGAUAUUUGGAACCCGUAUUUGUAUGAUAUGUAAAUAAUAUGAAACUGUAUAUUUUUCAAAGAUUUUUAAAACUUUGGGUAUCUUUUUUUUGUGAAGAGAUUAAAGGAAUAAAAGAGCUGGAAAUAACGCUUUGUCUCCCGGGUGCUGAGGCUCCUGACAAACCAGUAAAGUCUUUCUCUGUAUACACAUGUCGUGAUGGAGCUCUCCAACGGUAGCUGCUCAUUCGUGUCAGUGGGAUGACACUAGUUGUAUUCACCCUGAAGGUUUCACUUUUCAAAACAGGAAUGGUUUUCACUGGGUCUGACUUCUUUUCCAUUUAAUCUGUUUGUAAAAUAUAAGGUGUGUGGCUUGUAACAAACAAGGAAAUGAGAAGGCUUCAGAAAGGAUCUCAAACACUAACUUCUUCUGUUGCCUAGACUCAACAUUUUUAUUGUAUGUUUUCCGUGGUGCAUGGGAGACAAGAAGAUGUACAGAGUGAUAGUUUUGUUGAUGUUACUGAUGGCUAACGUUUAUUCAACACCUAUAUCUGCAUUCUUUUGUCUUCACAAAUAGCAUAGGAGGGAGGUAUUGUCCUCAUUUUACAGAUGAGGAAACUGAAACUUAGAGGUUCAGACAUUCACUUCAGGUCACAUAUCUAGUCCAUACUCUUAACUGUUACAACUGCAUUACUGCAACUGGAAGGUAUUGUUCGUUUCUGACAUUCACUUUUUUAGAGAAUUUUUUAUAAUAAGUGAAAGAUAAGAAUGUUUACGGCAAGAAUCUUUAUCCUAUGAAAUAACUCUGUGAUACCCCUAGCUCCUCUACUGAUGAGGAUAGCAUUUUAAAGUUACAAAGGGCUUGCGUUUACAUUCUUAUCAAUCUAGCCUUGAUGCUUAAUUUUGGACAAAAAGAAUAUUUAAUUGCUGGACUUUCAAAGAGAUUGUUUUCAUUUCCGUUAUUUUAAUGUAAGGAGCAGACUUCCUUGAUGGUAACCAGUGACUUUGGUCAGCUGCUUGGAUUCUCUAGCUCCUGGAGACUUGGUGCCAAGGGUCCCUUCAUGGUGCUGAGGUCAGGAGCUUGAUCCUCUUCUAGGUUUGUACGUUUCAAGUGAUUUCAAAGUCCCUGACUUUGCCAUCUAUCCUGAACUUCUUUGUCAGUCAGUAUUGAGAGAGUAUGCAAGAGUGACAGUGCCUUAGUGUAGCCAGUCCUUGUGGAAAUACAGCCCUCACCUUAGAUCAUACUGGCAGUCUUUUAUUCAUAUGUCAUUGCAGCAUAUUUGUAGUUAUUUAAAUUGCCUAUUUUACGCAAAUAACACGUGCCUUCUACAUUUGCUUGCCAGCUGCAGCCUCCCCCCCCCGCCGCUAAGUAUUUUCAGAAAUGUGCUAUGCUAAUUUUUUUACAGCAACAUGUAAAAAAAAUUGGCAUAGUGGCACUUAAAAAUACCUGGGGUGACAGGGAGGGUACAGUUGGCAAACGAACGUAGAAGGCUUGCUGUUCGCAUGAAAAUACAGUGGUUAAAUGUCACAGAACAUUUUGUAUUUUGUUGACCUGGGACGAUGUUAUAAUUGUUAAGAAACCACAUUGUUGAUGAGUAACUAGAUAAUGCAAUACUGCUAUUACACUCAGCCCCUAUGGAGUGACUUAGUGUGUGUGUUGUGAGCUUAGGGGGAGGGUUGUAAUGGGAGAGCUUUGCCGUCAACAAGGCAAACCCCACCUUUAAACACCCAGCUCAAGUGUCUGGCUUUGGUUUGUGAGUUUUUCAGCUUAGGGAAGGGUUUGUGGUCCUUUGAAGUCCAGGGCUAUCCCAUCCUCAGUCCUGUGUGCAUGUUAUGUUUGGUAAUACAAGCAGGGAAUUUCAUUAUGUAUUUUCAAAGUUUAAAAGUGACAUUGUUUUUAAAUGCAAUUUGACUUACCCAUUUUCUAUCUAAUUAGAACAGACUUUUUAUAAUCACUAUUAUUGUGAAAGCACCCUGGCAAAAUUUGGAAAGAGCUACUAUAAUAAAACAAUUAAACUAGUUUCCUUCUUUAAAAACCUUUGCACAUGAUCUUUAUUUUUUAAAGAAAAGUAUCUGCUUAAUAGUUUUAGAGGCUCUCAAAUAUUCAUUUAUAUAAAACAUGAAAUAAUACACUUGUAAUAAUUUGCUUAGAAGGUGUUUCUACCUGUGAGAGUGAAUUUUUUUUUUUUUAAUCAUUUUUGGAGAAGGACUAGCACAAAAGAUAAGCUGUGUUAAAUUAAAACGGGAAAUUAUAAGCAAAGCUCAGGCCUCUUAGUGCCAGCAUCCUUGCCUCAGAGUGCCCCUCUAUUGCCUGCUGCUCUUGCCUCCCUUGUUCCCAGACUGGCAGUGGAGCUGCCCUUGGCUGGGAGCAUUACUGAAGCCUGCAGCCAGCGACCCUGCCACUGACUCUGGGGAGUGAGGAAGAAGAGAAAGGUGGCAUGUUGCCAGCCAUUCUUACCCCUUCUGGGAUCUGUAAGGUCUCAUAGCCUGGGAGGUGGUGAGGCAGGAGGUAAAAGUCCCACUGUGGACCACCCAAGAGGCACAGAGUCUGAGCACACAAAAAUGAUGUUUAAAAAAGGAGGAACUUUAAAAAGCAAUAAAAUAGUUGAGGGAAAAGUUAGAACUUUGGGCUUCAUUACACUUAUUUAUGGUUUAGCAUUGAUGCUGUGUAAGGAGCCCUGGUGGUGCAGUGGUUAAGCACUCAGCUGCUAACGGAAAGGUUGGCAGUUCAAACCCACCAGCCACUCCUUGGGAGAAAGAUGUGGCAGUUUGCUUCUGUAAAAGUUAGAGCCUUAGGAACCCUGUGGGGCAGUUCUCUGUCCUGUAGGGUCGCUCUGAGUCAGAAUCAACUUGCUGGCAAUGGUUUUUAACAGGCUGAUGCUAUCUGGUUUAUGGAUUAGACCAAUAAUCUCUUUAGUAUUAAGGUCUUAAUCCGACUCCAGCUAAUAUGAGGGUAAGUCAAAAAGUAUUGCUACAAAAUCAUAGAAAAUUUUAUUAAACAGAAAUAUCAAAAUGUGAAGCUGUUGUCUCUCGACAUAUCCCUCCUCUAGGUCUGUACACUUCGGAAGGUGGUGUUUCCAUCUCUCUAACCCUUCCCCCGAUGAAUUCUGUACUCUUCAGUUACACCACAUCAAAACAGGAGUUUUGGUAUCCUCAAGGGACUCACAUUGUGUUCCUUUUAAAUGUUCUUUGAGUUCUGGGAACAAAAAGAAGUCUGAAGGGAGAAGAUCAGGGUUGUAGGGUGGAUGGGGUAAAGUUUCCCAGUGAAAUUCUGGUAGGACAGCCCUUACUACUCUCGAAGCAUGAGCAGGUGCGUUGUCAUGAUGGAGAAUUCCUUGGUGCAACUUUCCUGGCCUUUUUCUCACAAUGCGGUUUUCAUCAAACUUCAUGAUAAGCCCUGGUGAUCAUCCUAUGUCCUUUGAGAAAAUCUAUCAUGAUUACCCCUUUGGAAUCCCAAAAAACAGUCACCAUAACCUUGUAAAGGGGUCUUCUCUCUCUCGGCUCAUUUUUCAGAUCUUCCCGACCUUUCAUAAAAUGCUUGAUCCAUCUAAAAACUUGUUUUAUGUGGGGCAGCAUUCACAUAAACUUGUUGCAAAGCUUCAGUGAUUUGGGAAGAUGUCUGCUUGAGUUUUGUUAAAAAUUUGAUAUUAGCCCUGACCUCAAAAUUGUUUUUUCCCAUGGCACAAGAAGUAUCCUUUGGCCCCGGGACACCCUUUCAGCUCAGUAAUGAAGUCACUCCUGAGGUUCACCCUUCAGCCAAAGAUUGGACAGGCUCAUAAAACAAAAUGAGACUAAAAGGGCACACCAGCCCAGGGGCAAGGACUAGAAGGCCGAAGGGGACAGGAAGGCUGGUAAUAGGGAACCCAAGGUUGAGAAGGGAGAGUGUUGACAUGUUGUGAGGUUAUUAACCAGUGUCAUAAAACAAUGUGUGUACUAAUUGUUUAAUGCGAAACUAGUUUGUUCUGUAAACCUUCAUCUAAAGCACAAUUAAAAAAAAAAAAAAAAGGCACCCUAACAAGA